AUAAGAUAAUUCAGUUAGAUAAUCAAAGCCAUGGCUACCUCUCUUGGAGCUCCAAAACUCUCCUUUUCGCCUUCAACACUCCAUACACUCUGCAAGAAAUUCCCAAUCUCUCCCCAUCUCAAACCCUACUCACUAGAUUUUAAUCCCUUCCCUUUCAAGUCUCUCAAAUUCUCUACAAAUCGGCAUCUCUUUUGCCCGUAUCGGCGCUUCGUCGCCCGUGCGGAAUCCGUCAAUGGGGCGGAGCCCCUGCACUUCGAUUUCGAUCUCUUCACCAUCGGUGCUGGCAGCGGUGGCGUCCGUGCUUCACGUUUUGCGGCAAAUUACGGUUUCUCGGUCGCCGUCUGCGAGCUUCCGUUCGCCACGGUGUCUUCUGAGAGUGCCGGUGGCAUUGGUGGAACUUGUGUACUUCGGGGAUGUGUGCCGAAGAAGCUACUUGUUUAUUCAUCCAAAUAUACCCACGAUUUUGAAGAGAGUCGAGGCUUUGGAUGGAGCUACGAAGCCGAGCCUAAGCAUGACUGGAGCACUCUGAUGGCCAACAAGAAUGCUGAGUUGCAGCGCCUGACUGGGAUUUACAAGAAUAUUUUGAAAAACGCUGGUGUAACAUUACUUGAAGGUCGUGGAAAGAUUGUGGAUCCACAUACUGUCGAUGUCGACGGGAAACUAUACACUGCAAGACACAUACUCAUUUCAGUUGGUGGACGACCUUUCAUUCCUGACAUUCCUGGAAAUGAGUAUGCAAUUGACUCUGAUGCUGCCCUGGAUUUGCCCUCGAAACCUGAUAAGAUUGCGAUAGUAGGGGGUGGGUAUAUUGCUGUGGAGUUCGCAGGUAUUUUCAAUGGACUGAGGAGUGAAGUUCAUGUAUUUAUUCGGCAGAAAAAGGUUUUGAGAGGCUUUGAUGAGGAGAUUAGAGAUUUUGUAGGUGAGCAGAUGUCUCUAAGCGGAAUUGAGUUUCACACUGAGGAAACUCCUCAAGCUAUCCAAAAAUCAGCAGAUGGUUUGCUGUCACUGAAGACGAACAAAGGAACUAUUGAUGGUUUCUCACAUGUCAUGUUUGCCACAGGGCGUAGACCAAACACAAAGAACUUGGGAUUGGGGGCUGUCGGGGUCAAAAUGUCAAAGACUGGCGCAGUAGAGGUCAAUGAAUACUCACAGACAUCAGUUGAUUCCAUUUGGGCUGUUGGUGACGUUACGGACAGGAUAAAUUUGACUCCAGUUGCAUUGAUGGAAGGAGGAGCAUUUGCAAAAACCGUCUUUGGCAAUGAACCGACAAAACCAGAUUACAGAUCUGUACCUUCAGCUGUGUUUUCACAACCGCCGAUAGGACAAGUUGGUCUUACUGAAGAACAGGCAAUCCAACAAUAUGGUGACAUUGAUGUCUACACGGCGAACUUCAGGCCUCUGAAGGCCACACUUUCUGGGCUCCCUGAUCGGGUCCUGAUGAAAGUUAUUGUAUGUGCAAACACAAACAGAGUUCUAGGGGUACACAUGUGUGGAGAUGACUCACCAGAGAUUAUUCAGGGUAUUGCAAUUGCUGUGAAAGCUGGAUUGACUAAGGCAGAUUUUGAUUCCACGGUUGGCAUUCACCCUACAUCUGCGGAGGAGUUUGUUACAAUGAGGACUCCAACUCGGAAAAUUCGAAAGGAUGCUCAGUCUGAGGGAAAGUCCAAUGCUGAAAAAGCAACAACAGGAGUCUAGCAUUCCACCUAAGAGGUUGUCCAUUUUCUGACCAUGUACUGAAUAAGGCAAGCAGCAGACUCGUGCACAAGGAAGCAUUCAUUUGGGUGGAGUCUUUUGAGCAUGAACUCGAGUAGUUCCCUUUCAACAUACACAAGUAAAAUGUAUAUUUCCAUAGCUUCAGGUUUAGAAUGAGCUUAAUUAAUGAUUAUAGGCCUUGGGGUUGUGUUCAUUAGAGGACAGCCAUCAUAGAGAAGUUCCGUCAUUUUUAUUCUUCUUUUUUGAUAAAUCUGUUAUAGGAAGUGAGACUUUCAAUGAGCAUAUAUCAUUGUUGA
This is a messenger RNA of Magnolia sinica, 2009 nucleotides long. Its product is annotated as glutathione reductase, chloroplastic. Gene Ontology annotation, biological process: cellular response to oxidative stress; glutathione metabolic process; cell redox homeostasis. Gene Ontology annotation, cellular component: cytosol; mitochondrion. Gene Ontology annotation, molecular function: glutathione-disulfide reductase (NADPH) activity; flavin adenine dinucleotide binding; NADP binding. The transcript is spliced from 11 exons. The record is from RefSeq and is a predicted model, not a curated record. Lineage: Eukaryota; Viridiplantae; Streptophyta; Magnoliopsida; Magnoliales; Magnoliaceae. Bases 31 to 1695 code for a protein of 554 amino acids.